AACAUUGUUUGCAUCUCCUACGUGCUACAUACCACAAAAUUUGUACGACCAUCUCCGUUCAUACAUACGUGUAGCAGCCCUUAAGAUGAGGAUCGAUAUCCUACCAAUAUUCAUUCUAGCUUCUCAAGCCCUCGCCUUUUGCUAUCGUUAUGUUCGGCCUUGCUCUACAUUUGUAGUUCCAAACGGAAGAGCUUGCGAUCCUUCCGCAGGCACAUGUUCAACCCUUGCAAGCAAUUAUUGCCCAAAACAUUAUGGUAGCAAUUUUUUUUGUAAAGGCGGCUUUUGCGAUAAUUGCAAGGAUGGGAAGUGUGGAACAUGCUUUCUUCGCUGCUGCGACUCGUAGAUGCAACGGCUUGGGCUCUGCCAAGACUUAUUCUGGUACAAGUUGGGUACUGCUCUCGCUACCACACUUGUUCAUCCCACAUUCAUAUAUAUAGCUGUCCUCCUUCAUAGCUACUCAGACAAUGCAAUCCCCCUCUUCCUCGA
Messenger RNA from Pyrenophora tritici-repentis Pt-1C-BFP, 486 nucleotides. RefSeq lists its product as uncharacterized. The record is from RefSeq and is a predicted model, not a curated record. NCBI's taxonomy places the organism in Eukaryota, Fungi, Ascomycota, Dothideomycetes, Pleosporales, Pleosporaceae.